GAUAUUUUCACAUUAUUAAUAAAAGCGGAAGAAUUGAAAAAAGCUUUGAAGCACAUAGAGGAGCCGUUCUGGGUCUAAAAUGGAGCUAUGAUGGGAACUCAUUUGCCACCUGUGGUGAAGAUGGACACAUAAAGAUCUGGUCGCGCAGUGGGAUGUUGAGAUCGACUUUAGCUAAAAUCACAAAACCUAAUCAUAUUUUGCAGUGGAUGGCUCACGAAGGUAUGGUCCUGAAGGUUGACUGGAAUCCAGUAAACGAAUUGCUUAUUUCUGGUGGUGAAGACUGUAAGUACAAAGUGUGGGAUAGCUUUGGUCACAUGCUCUAUUCGGGUCAAAUCUAUGACAACCCGAUUAGUUCACUCUCUUGGAAACCUGAUGGACAGCACUUUAUUAUCGGCAGCUAUAACUCCCUCCGUUUAUGCGAUAAAAUAGGGUGGUCAUACAAUAUGCAGAAACCGAAUAUCGGUAGCCUAUUAGAUGUUGCCUGGUCUCCGGACGGAACAAACGUGGUGGCCGUGGGUGCCACUGGAGGUGUCCUCUUUGCGCAUGUGAGCGAGUGUUGUCUUGAAUGUGUGGGUUUUGAAGCAGUGGUGUCUAGUGCCAAGACCAUAACUAUCACAAACGUUCGCGACGAAUCAAAGGAUACUCUGGAGUUUCGAGAUCGGAUCCUGAGAGUUUCGCUUGCUUAUGAACAUUUAAUCGCUUUAACUACCAAUCAAUGCCAUAUUUACAGCGUUAACAACUUUAAUACACCCAUUAUUGUUGACUUGAAGGAUGCUACCAUAUCGCUAAUCAUCCAAUCACAAGAUGCUUUCCUCUUGGUUGAUUGGGGAAGUUUUCUUGUCUAUAAUUACGGAGGGCGUCUAAUUUCGUCCAUCACGAAUUCUAAUAUCAGAACUGACCUUGUGUACGCUGGUUGCGUUGCACUCAGCUGUGAAACAAUUGCUGCUAAGGAUGCGGAAGACGAAAAAGUAAUACAUUUGUUUGACGUCAAUUCCGGUAAACCUGUUGGAGAUGGGAAACCGAUCACCCACUCAGCACACGUAAUAUCACUAGGAUUGAACCAGAAGGACUCAGCUGUGGAGCGGCGCCUUGCUGUACUUGAUAGAAACAAAGACCUCUUCCUGUAUCAAGUUCGUGUCUAUGGGCGCAACAGGGUCGUGAUCAAAUUAGGAGCCAGGAUCACAGCGUUCAUGUGGUCAGAAACUCAGAACUUCUUAACUGCAACUCAGCAUGAAAAACUUAUUGUCUGGUAUUAUCCAGCUAUUUCCCUCAUUGAUAAGGAGCUAAUAGACUUAACUAAAGAGGAGAAGGACGUGUUGGAAGGGAGUGGGAAGUAUUCCACCUUAAACAGCUUCCACAAAAAUCAAAUAACUAUUCGUCGUCCCGAGGGGACAGUUGUGGUCUUUUCGAUUUCGCCCUACCCAGGUCUACUAAACGACUUUGCUGCCAAAAACAAGUGGACUCAAAUCACACAACUAUGCCGCAGUGCUAAGGACCCUCUUCUAUGGGCCUGUCUAGCCGGCCUAGCCACAGCGACAAGAAGGCUGGAUCUGGCCGAAAUAGCCUAUGCGGCAAUCGACAAGCCGGAUAAAGUUGAACACAUUCGCAAAAUUCGUGAGAUACCUUUGAAGGAGGUUCAGAAUGCACAGACGCUACUGCUAGCAGGUCAGCCAAAAGAGGCUGAAAGGACGCUAACUGAAGCGGGGCUCUGUUUUAGUGCGGUGAUGCUCAAUCUUUCGUAUUUUAACUGGGAGAGUGAGAUUUCUUUCCAGAGCUCUCGAGCUGGCUACCAAAAGCGAUUUGGCGACUUCAAUAGUAAUCACAACGCGGCACAAUUAUCUCGCCAAAAUGAGGAGUCAGGAGUCCCUAAAAUCAUUCCUGAAUUACCAAAACAAGGUAUGUGA
Mesocestoides corti is the source of this 1904-nucleotide messenger RNA. The record is from the annotation of a GenBank genome assembly. NCBI's taxonomy places the organism in Eukaryota, Metazoa, Platyhelminthes, Cestoda, Cyclophyllidea, Mesocestoididae.